Messenger RNA from Telopea speciosissima, 5581 nucleotides. RefSeq lists its product as uncharacterized. Lineage: Eukaryota; Viridiplantae; Streptophyta; Magnoliopsida; Proteales; Proteaceae. Gene Ontology annotation, molecular function: protein binding. The transcript has 11 exons. The coding region runs from base 350 to 5557 and encodes 1735 amino acids. The record is from RefSeq and is a predicted model, not a curated record.
CUCUAAAAUUCAUACUCCAUUUCGCUGUUCCGAGUCUCAGACAGCCCAAACCCUCACCCUUUUGUUCCUCUCUUCAUGCUUGCUCUCUCUCCUUCGUAUCUAUCUCUCCCCAAUUCCUAUAUGUCCAUUAAUGUUUCGAUGCCCUAGUACCCCUGAAACCUUGAAAACCUCCAUUUUCGAUCUCUCCGAUUUUUCUUUGCGUCCUGUGAAAUUCUCUUUUGAGUUCUCUACUCCCGUCGGGUUCUGUUUCCAAUCGCGCUCGUUGCAUCUUUGUGUUUCCUGAUAUUCUAUUCGAAUCUUCCUUCCAUUUCGAUUUCUUUUCUUUGAUUUUUGACCUUUAUCUGUUGCGAUGGCCGGAGGCAAGUUUGAUCUACCGGAAGAUCUUCUCUCCUUGAAAACGGUUGAUGUGCCGUGGAACAGUAAAGAGGAAGUCUCAUUAGGGAAUGAUGAGGGAAAGAUGCUUAUGGGGUUUCUUGAUGAGUCAAAAGAUCAAGCAACAUCAGAGAGUAGCAUACCUUUGUCUCCCCAAUGGCUCUAUGCCAAACCAAGCGAGACUAAAUCAGUUUUUUCUGGUGCACCAGGGGAUGUACGGGCACAAAAUUCUGUGCCUCAUGGAAGCUCCACAGAUCCAAUUCAGAAAGAGGGUUGGCGUUUAGAUGGAUCUCAGGAAAAAAAAGAUUGGAGGAGGGCUGCAACGGAGAUUGAAAGCACGCGCCGUUGGCGUGAGGAGGAGAGAGAAACUGGAUUACUAGGUAGAAGAGACCGAAGAAAAGAAGAUCGCCGUGUUGACAAUGUUUCAGUCCGUGAAGAGGCUAGAAAUUUGCCUUCCUCUGAUAGGUGGCAUGAUGUAAAUAAUCGUAGUUCUGCGCAUGAAACACGACGAGACAGCAAAUGGUCAUCAAGGUGGGGUCCAGAUGACAAAGAGAAGGAUUCUCGAGCUGACAAGAAGAUGGAAGUUGAGAAGGAAGAUGCCCAUAAUGACAAGCAAUCUUUCGUUGGCAUCAAUCGUGCAGCUCCUGAGCGCGAAACUGAUUCUCGUGACAAAUGGAGGCCACGUCACCGGUUAGAAGUUCAUUCUAGUGGCUCAACUGUGUACCGUGCUGCACCAGGAUUUGGGUUGGAGAGAGGGCGAGUGGAGGGUUCCAAUGUGGGAUUUGCUCCAGGACGAGGGAGGUCAAACCUCAUCGGAAGUCUUUCACUUAUUAGGCCUCCCUCUGCAGGUCCUAUUGGUGCUCCUUUAGAUAAGAAUGAAAAUAUGCAUGGGAAAUUUGGCCUCUCAGCAUAUAUGUUCUGUUAUCCCAGGGGGAAGCUUCUUGACAUUUACCGUAAACAAAAGCUUGUUCCAUCCUUUGCUGCACGACCCGAUGGGUCUGAAGAAGUAGCCACAAUAACUCAGGAAAGCCCUGUUGAGCCAUUGUCCUUUGUUACACCUGAUGAGGAAGAAGAGGCUGUCCUUAAUGAGAUUUGGAAAGGAAAAAUCACCAGCAGUGGAGUUGUAUAUAAUUCAUCUCGAGACAAGAUGGAAAGAUCAAAUGAAAAUUUGACAGGUCAUGGACUCGUUACAUCAACUGAGAGCAAGCAAGAAAAAGCACCUUCUAUUCGUGCCAUUGAGUCCAAUGAAUGCAUUGCAACUGCUGCAAUCAAUGAUCCUCGUCAGGGAAAUGCUGCUGGCUCCUUGGAUGGUUAUGCUUCACAAAUUUCUGUUUUUUAUGAAAGAGAUCUUUGUCUGGAGAAAGGUGAAAAUGAUGUUCUGGCUGGGAAGGGUGGGACACAGCCUGAUGACUUGACUCUUGGAGUUCCAAGGAUUAAUGAUGUUUUCACUGCUGGAGGUUUUGGUGGUGCUCGCAGUGAUUCCAAAAGUGGUGAAAAUCAGCAAUUAGAGGAUUCAGCUUUCCCCAAGUACCCUAGUUUAGGAGGCAUCAGGCCAGCUUCUAGUUUUGAUAUCAGUAGCAAGCUUCCUGAUGAUUCAAGUUCUCUUUUUGAUCUGUCUUCUGUCCCUCCAGCUUCUAGUAGUCAUAAACAAUAUUUGAAGAGCAAUGAUGAUGAAAACCUUUUAGAAAGGGGUGUCUCCCCUGAAGAAUUAAGUUUAUACUACUGUGAUCCUCAAGGAGAGAUCCAAGGACCAUUUCUGGGUGUUGAUAUCAUAUCUUGGUUUGAGCAAGGCUUUUUUGGGGCAGACUUACCAGUCUGUCUGUCAGAUUCUCCUGAAGGAACACCUUUUCAAGAACUUGGGGAAGUCAUGCCACAUUUGAAGACCAAAGUAGGUUCCUUUUCUAGUUCCAAUGUUGCUAUUCAGCUUGAGCCUUCUGAUGCUAUCGAGGGCAGUGUGAGUUCUGUUAUAACUGCUCCUGUUCCUGUGUCUGUUCCUGCACCCCCUGCUCCUGUUACUGCUCCUGCUCCUGCUUCUGUCCCUGCUCUUGUUGGUUCAGUUGGCAUAGAUGACCAGAGCUGGAUGUCUUCUGAAUUUGAAGGUCUUCCUGGUCACCAUAUUCACUCGAUAAUUUCUAAACGUGAUAAUCCACCGGAACCUCAUUAUUCUGAGAGUGAAAGCUUUCAUGAUUUUGUUGCACAAGAUGAGGAACUUUUGUUUCCUGGAAGGCCCGGGAGCAGUAGUGGAAACCCUAUUGCAAAACCUUCUGCUAACAUUCGUGAUAUGUUGCCAAAUACUGCCAGCCAACCUUUUCUUUCAAAUGAAUCGGUGCAAGAUACAAUGCCGAUUCACCAGGAUGGUACAGUGCAUCCUUUUGGCUUGUUGUGGUCUGAGCUUGAUGACAAUCAUCUGGGGCGUACACAAUCAUCAAAUAUGUCUUCCAGUGUUAGUGACCCGAGCCACCUUCUGAAUCCUCUUGGUGGAAGAGAUGCACCUUCUGCGAGUAAUAAACAGAGUUCAUUUGGUGCAGUGGUUGAUUUCCCCCUUGUUGGGGAUUCAUGGUCUGAUGGCUACAGAAGAAAUACAAUUUCAAACGCCCAUGUACAUAAAUUAUCACACCUGGAUCAAGAAUCCAAUCACUUUGAUCUAGCUGAGCACUUGAUUUCACAACAGUUACAAAAGCAACCACUUCAGCCGCAAAAUAUACUGUCUCAUCCUGCGCUGCACUUGAAUCCAUCAGUUCUAGAGCAGGUACCAGGUUCUGGUCUAUCUCAGAACAGGAAUCCUGUUCGCCACCAACAGUCUGCAAUGCCUGAUUUGGAACAUCUUUUGAAGCUUCAACUGCAGCGACAGUUUCUCCAGCAGCAGCAGCAACAACAGCAAUUGCAGCGGCAACAGCAGUUGCAACAGCAACAGCACCUUCAUCCCCAACAAAUGCAAUUGCAGCAGCACCAGCAGAAACAGUCUCAAGCUCGACAGUUGCUUCUCGAACAGUUGCAGCAUCAGCAGUUGCAACAGCAACAGCAACAACACCAGCACCUUCAUCCCCAACAAAUGCAAUUGCAGCAGCAACAGUCUCAAGCUCGGCAGUUGCUGCAUCAUCAAAUGUAUGAUCCAGGCUUUGCACAGUCACGUGUGGAUCCUGUCAGAGGUAACAACAUGCUCGAUCAGGAUUUGUUCAGGCAGCACCUUUUACAUGAAAUGCAACAGCAUUCCCAUCCUCUUCCCAGGCAUCUGGAUUUAUCUCUUGAACAGCUCAUACAAACGAAAUUUGGCCAGAGCCAACAGAGAGAACAUAAUGAUAUACUGGAGGUUCUAUCACGUGCGAAGCCGGGGCAAAUGCUUUCUUUGGAACAACAGCUGCUUCUUCAGCAAGAGCAGCUGCAGGCAAGACAGUUCUCUUUGGCAUCAAGGCAGCAUACUGGGAUGGAAGAGGAGGGGCGCCUUGAUGGGGUCUGGUCGGUGGAUGAAACUGGUCAUUUUGUUAGAAACACCCCCAGUCCUCACCAUCCUCAGUCUGCAGGUUUUGGUCUGUUGGAUUUUUACCAGCGACAGCCGAGGCCUUCCUCCUUUGAGGAGCAACUAGGCCAUCUUGAACGGAAUCUUGGAGUACAAGAACGAAUGCAGCGAGGGCUUUAUGAACCCAGCUCACUGCAAUUUGAGAGGUCAGCGUCUAUGCCUGUUGGGACUCCUGGAAUGAACUUGGAUGUUGUUAAUGCUUUGGCCCGUGCUCAAGACUUGCAGGAACGACUCAGCUAUAUGCACUCAGGCAAUCAAGUGAGUUCAUUUUCUUCUGGUGUUCACCCUCAUCACCCACAAGUUGCAAACCAGUUUCAUGCUUCACCUUCAGAUGUGAUAGAGAACCACUGGUCAGAGAGCAAUGAGCAGGCAGCACAUAGUUGGAGGGAAGCCAGGAUUCAGCAAAUGCAUCUUGAAGCAGUGCAGAAAAAAAGAGAAUCAGAAUUUAAUAUGAUUUCUGAAGGCCCUGGUUCAUGGGUAUCAGCUGAAGUAAUUGAUAACAAUUCAAAACGGUUGAUGUUGGACUUGCAUCCGAAGCUAGGUCUUCAUUCUACCCAGUCUGUAGAAAUGGGUGAUGGUGUUCCUGCAUCACUUGAAAGAAGAGAACCCUCUUGGCUGUUUUCUAACACAGGCUCUUUGGAUAAUCCAUUCAAUUUCCUCAAGGAGCCACAGCCUGAUCUUAGCAGUUCUUUUGUGGAGGGGUCUAGUGGCUCUAAUUUAGGGAACUUACUGCAGGAUCGGUUGGUAGAUGUGGGUAUUGAUGAGCAGUCUCGUGGUCGGGAAAGUGGUGAAAGAUUGUCCAUUAGAACUAAUUCUGGAGCUUUGAUUGAAGAUGAGCAGCUUCUUCCCGGCUUGAUUGAGGGUUCUCAGUCGUAUGUAGACUCUAACAUGACUGGUAAAUCAUCUGUAGAUAGGGACUUAUCAGAAACUAAGGAUGGGAAGAAGGGGAAGAAGCGCUUGUCCAAAAGUAAGGUUGCAACUAACAAGUUGGCCUCAGAGGUUCAAGAAAGCAUGGCUGAGCAAGCAGGAGUGGCUUCAGUAGAUCAUGCAGAUAUGCCGAUGAACCCCCGUAUCAGACAUACUUUACUUGGUACUGCUGGUGGAAAUGUGGGGCACUACAACUAUGAGAUGGGACUGGAUAGCACAUAUGGUGAAGAGAUGGCUAAGGACAGGGUAUCAUCCAUGCUAUCAAGAGGGAUGGAUAAUUCGUUGCCAAAACGUCCACCUGUCUCACGUGUUCUGUCAUCCCAUGAAGCAUUGUCGGAACUAGCCUCUGCCCCAUCCAUGAAAGGGAAAAAUCUGAUGACUAUUGCUCCUCCUGAUGAAGGGAGACGGGAAUCUGGAGGGAAUCUGGCAAGCCAGGCUUCUGAAACUCCUGCUUCGGGGAAGAAAGAUGUGCGAUUUCGGAGGACAUCAUCUUGCAGUGAUGCUGAUGUGUCGGAUACCUCAUUUAUAGAUAUGCUUAAAAGCUCUGUGAAGAAGCCAGUGCUGACAGAGGCUGAUAUUAUGGCUGGAGCCUCAGAGUCAUCUGAUAACACACAAGGGAGCCGGAGUAGUAAAAAGAAAGGGAAGAAAGGGAGGCAAAUUGAUCCUGCUCUCCUUGGUUUCAAAGUCUCCAGCAAUCGAAUCAUGAUGGGCGAGAUUCAACGCCUUGACGAUUUACUGUAAUUUUUUUAACCCAUCAAACUGUAC